AUGUCCACGAAUAUCCCAGCUAGUCUAAAGACGGCUGAUAUCAGCCGUUUUGUGACCCGGGCAGCGCAGCUUGAGAAAGCAAAGCCGACUAUCUCAUAUUGGUGUAAUUUCUGGGCUGUGACUCAGAUUUUGGACAAACAUCUUCAUCAAGCGGAUGAAGAAUGCUUGAAAUACACCACUGAGCUCAUGGAUAAGCUCGAGAAGUUUAAAAAGGAGCACUCUAAUGACGAUACGAUAACAGACGACACUGCUGGUCAGGCAUACGUGGAGCAAUUCGCUCUUGAGACAUUCCAAAGGGCGGAAAAUGCAGUUCGGGCGAAUAAAGCAUCUUUGCAGACUGCCGAUACUUUCCAAGCUGCGGCCACUUUCCUGGAGCUAGGCCAAGCAUGGGGCCAGCCUGACGCGGAGACAGCUUCCAAAAUUAAAUAUUCUAAAUAUCAUGCGGUCCGAAUUAUGAAGGCUUUAAAAGCUGGAGAGGAUCCGAAUACGUCCAAUCCUAAAAAUACUGAAACCUCACCGGAAACCUCAAGUCAGGCUGAAGGAACAGUUGCUGCCGGUGACACACAGGUACCUCCAGAAGUCCCUAGAAAAGCACGACAGCCUUCUGUCGAGGAUAUUCCAGACGAUUUCGACAAGGUCCAAAGUAAAUUGGCAGCGCAAUCAUCUCUGAACGAAUCGCUUCAUCCUUCACGUUCAUCUUCCGCAGCGCCUCCACCACGGCCUACAAGUGCUCUUAAUAUCCCAAAUGCACCUACAAGUGCGCCAGGCAGUGGAAUUCCCAGUCCUCCAAUAAGUAUACCCCCAGGGAUGGUAGAUUUUGAUGACAGUUUACGGCAGAUACCCUCACAACUCUCCAGAGCUACCGUUCCUGACCUGCCUGCGGCGCCCUCUGAUUUCCCAUCGCCUGCGUCAAGCAAUACUGACUUACCUUCUCAACUCGGACAAAAAUCUGACUUUUCUUCACUUAACGUUUUCCAGUCCUUCCCUCCGCCUGCCACGGAACCUGAAUUCCCACCUACGGAGUCCCACGCUCUUGGCCCUCCCCCGCGCACAUCUCCUGGAAUGGAUGUUGAUAGAACAUCCCACCCACAGCCUCCAAUGGUACCACCAUUAACCCAAAUCCCUAAAGACACGCUACCCGUAUCUUCAUCAACGCAUGGAGCUAGUAGCUCUAGCCAGGCUGUUGAUGAGGAAGCAAUUUCAAAUGCCCAAAAGCAUGCGCGUUGGGCAGUGUCUGCGCUCAAUUUUGAUGAUGUCAACACUGCAAUCAAAGAGCUGCAAAAGGCUUUAAAUUUUUUGAACCCCCGCUAA
This is a messenger RNA of Trichophyton rubrum CBS 118892, 1311 nucleotides long. RefSeq lists its product as uncharacterized. The coding region runs from base 1 to 1311 and encodes 436 amino acids. Lineage: Eukaryota; Fungi; Ascomycota; Eurotiomycetes; Onygenales; Arthrodermataceae. The transcript is spliced from 4 exons. Gene Ontology annotation, biological process: late endosome to vacuole transport via multivesicular body sorting pathway. The record is from RefSeq and is a predicted model, not a curated record. Gene Ontology annotation, cellular component: multivesicular body.